Aspergillus nomiae NRRL 13137 is the source of this 1485-nucleotide messenger RNA. Its product is annotated as Zn(II)2Cys6 transcription factor. The record is from RefSeq and is a predicted model, not a curated record. The transcript is spliced from 3 exons. Gene Ontology annotation, molecular function: zinc ion binding; DNA-binding transcription factor activity, RNA polymerase II-specific; transcription cis-regulatory region binding. Lineage: Eukaryota; Fungi; Ascomycota; Eurotiomycetes; Eurotiales; Aspergillaceae. Gene Ontology annotation, cellular component: nucleus. Gene Ontology annotation, biological process: positive regulation of transcription by RNA polymerase II. The coding region runs from base 1 to 1485 and encodes 494 amino acids.
AUGGGAUAUAAUUACCGUAUCGAUGAUACCUUCCUUGUACCGACCAUGGGUAAUGUCUCAACCCGAUCUCGAACAGGCUGCUUAACGUGCCGACGCCGUAAGAAAAAGUGCGACGAACGGCACCCGAUAUGCAGUGGUUGCAACAGAAAUCAGCUUCCCUGCGAGUGGGUUUCUAAUGAGCUGGUGUCUAAAACACGACGGCCACGUUGUCGUCGGCAGCUUGCGGUGACCCAACUGCCGCAUGAGGCACAGAAAAUGGUCAAUGUGUUCGCCAUCCCGAAGCCCGGGAUGGUGCAGCGGCUGUUGUCACAUUUUAUAGAUCACAGCCCAAGGUGGUUAUCAACCAGGACUGGGAAACGCAGAUCAGACUUUCUGCAAUAUUUGCUGCCCGCGGUCUCGCAAAACCUACUGGUUCAUAAUUGUGUUCUCAUGAUAGCCUCGGCUGAUCUGGCCAAAUAUUGUCGUGGCGAUGUCGAAGUGCGAGCCGUAGCAGUAGAGUACUAUGGGAAGGCCGUUUCCGCUUUGCAGGGAUCGCUGAACGAGGAGCUGACUGCUGUGGCUGCAUACAACCUGCCGGGAUCCGAUUACACCCCUUUGGCAGUCCUACUGUUGUGUCUGCAUGAGUGUCAGAACUUUACAAACAGCACGCGCAUAGUGCCCCAUCUUAACGCUGCCGCCGCGCUCCUGCUUCGUCGCCUGCAUGACACUCCCGACGACCUGCCACUACGAAGCUUUUUGUUCGAACUAUUUUGCUACUAUUUCUCCCUAGUAGCCUUCUCGCACGGCUCUAGACUUUCGCUUAGUCAAGCAUCUGCCAUCUUCAGCUCUCCCAUUGUCACCCAAUAUCUCCAGCAAGGCAAUGUCAUGGGCACAUCGCAGCGUCUAUUCAUGUGUAUCUUUCGAAUAUCCAUGUUGGCGGAGAAGGUCGCAUCCGAGCGGCAGUUCCACGACUCACCGGCACGAACAGAGCUUACCGGGCUUGCGCAGCAAUUGAUCACCUGGCAACUUGAGCUUCCCCCAAGAACAGACGCAGAUAUCGCCUGGCUUAAUGACGCAAUAACAUCCGAACUCUACCGCCUGGCAUGUCUGAUAUAUAUCAAAAAGGUUCUAGAUCCCGCGCUGUCUGACGACAGUCCACCUAUUCAGGCGCUUGUCAUAGCAUUCGCUGACAAUUUGGGCCAUCUACCACCCGACGCCCCGUCGAAUAACAUUCUUUGCUGGCCGCUGGUUGUAGCUGGGCUCUCUGCCGUGGAGAGUACACACCAACGGGCCAUUAGCAUAAGACUGGGACAAAUCUAUGACAUAUGGCGGUCCGAUAUACUUUGUCAAAGUGCCGCGUUUUUGCGACAGAAGUGGCGGCGCGAUCGGAAUCCGAAUCGCUGUUUCGCAUCAGCCUCCUGUGGAGAGCAGGAAAAGGGUGAAGAUCGCUCAACGGCUGCAGUCAAUGAUAUACUCCACCUUCAGUUCCCAGUAAUUCUGGUUUAG